Epinephelus lanceolatus (giant grouper) is the source of this 3840-nucleotide messenger RNA. Its product is annotated as synaptic vesicle glycoprotein 2B-like. Gene Ontology annotation, molecular function: transmembrane transporter activity. Gene Ontology annotation, biological process: chemical synaptic transmission; transmembrane transport. The record is from RefSeq and is a predicted model, not a curated record. Lineage: Eukaryota; Metazoa; Chordata; Actinopteri; Perciformes; Serranidae. Gene Ontology annotation, cellular component: neuron projection; synaptic vesicle membrane.
UAAUCCCUCAGCCCUGUCUCUUGUGUUGAUGCUCUUUAUAUACAGAGUAGAAACUUCAGACGAGAAUUUUAAGGCCACAAAUGAAUUUAAAGAUAUCUUGUUGAGAGGUCCGGACACCAUUGUUUGGAUAUAAACUUCAGUUUGAUCUGGUCUGGAGUGAUAAUUGAAGACAAGAUCUAACAGGACUCUGGAGUCACCAGCCACACCACCACGACUUCUAAAACCAGGAACUGAGACAAACACACAUUCCUACAGAGAGAAAUUCCAUCUUGUGCUAAUUCAUAUUCAGAACACUGCUUAAAACUAGCAAGAUAAGGAUAAGCUGGACUGAGUAACCUGCACUGCAAAGUGGGGGAAUUUGUGAUGUUUGAUGUUAACACCACUAUUCAUUAUUCAUUUUAAAAGACAGUAAAUGAACACAGUCACUAACCUAUGACUGAUACUAGUUGUUUAGCAUAUUUAGGGUAAUUAACUCAUCAUGGUUUACUAAAAGAUCAAAUUGGCAGUUUUUUGUGAUCUGAAAUUUAACACCAGACUGCACUUAACUAACAAGCCAAACGAAAACCUUAUAUCUGCUGUAAAAUUAACAAUUAGCCUAGCAGGCCGAGUAAGCCAAGAUGGCUGACCCCUACCAAAAUAACAUGUACCAGCAAGGAGGGGGUGACAGCUAUGGGACUUAUGGAGAAGGUGUUGGCCAUGAUGGAUACGGUUACCGGGAAGACUACCCUCCUCAAGAAGAGGACGCAGCGAGCGACGUGACCGAAGGACACGAUGAAGAGGAUCAGAUGUACGAAGGAGAAUAUCAAGGGAUACCACAUCCUGACGAGGUGAAGGCUGCACAGAGAGCUGCACGGACUAAAGCUCGAUCAGCCGGCAGUGCGGUCUCUGAACUACAAGAGUUAUCUGAACAAUAUGAAGACAUCAUGGAGGACUGUGGCCACGGGAAGUUCCAGUGGACACUGUUUGUGGUGCUGGGCCUGGCUCUGAUGGCUGAUGGAGUUGAAUGUUUUGUGGUUGCGUUUGUUCUACCAUCUGCAGAAAAGGAUCUGUGUCUCUCCAAUGCAGAGAAAGGAAUGUUGGGUCUGAUGGUCUUCCUGAGCAUGAUGUUGGGAGCAUUCCUGUGGGGCGGUCUGGCAGACAAACUUGGCCGGCGGCGCUGUCUCAUUGUGGCAUUAGCAAUAAACUGUGUCUUUGCCUUCUUGUCUUCGUUCGCCCAGGGCUAUGGAUUUUUCCUCUUCUUCAGGCUGCUGUCUGGCAUUGGUAUUGGUGGCACGGUGCCAAUUGUGUACUCAUACUUCUCCGAGUUUCUUCAGAUGGACAAGAGAGGAGAGCAUCUGUCCUGGUUGUGUAUGUUCUGGAUGAUCGGGGGGAUCUACGCUUCGUUCACUGCCUGGGGAAUCAUACCCAGAUACGGCUGGGGGUUCAGUAUGGGCACAGAGUUCCAGUUCCACAGCUGGAGGGUGUUUGUCCUGGUUGCGGCUCUUCCUGCUAUCGCCUCUCUGGUUGGACUCACCUUCAUGCCUGAGAGUCCUCGCUUUCUCCUGGAGAAUGCAAAGCAUGAUGAGGCAUGGAUGAUCCUUAAGCAGGUCCAUGACACCAACUGGAGGGCCAAGGGACAGCCAGAAAAAGUCUUUACUGUGACUCACAUCAAGGCUCCUAAGACAGCAGAGGAUGAGUUUAUUGAGAUUCAGAGUGCUACAGGAACAGCUGUACAACGAUGGGCUGUACGCUCACUAACACUCUGUAAACUGGUGCUGAGGAAUGUAGCAUCACUCCUGUCUGCAGAACUGAGGUUCGCUACACUCUUCAUGGCCAUCAUCUGGUUCUGCAUGGCUUUCAGUUACUAUGGUCUGUCUGUUUGGUUCCCUGACAUGAUCAAACACCUUCAGUAUGAGGAAUACGAGUCCAAGGUCAAGGUGUUCCAUAGAGAACGAGUGAAGAACUUCCAUUUUAAUUUUUCUUUAGAGAACCAGAUUCAUAAAGAAGGGGAAUACAUCAAUGACAAGUUCAUCAGUAUAGAGAUGAAGUCAGUGAAGUUUGAGAACUCACUGUUUGAAGACUGUCACUUUGAAGACAUCAAGUCCACAGACACUGUGUUUGAGAACUGCACCAUCCAUUCCACUGUCUUCUAUAAUACAGACCUGUGGGAGGAGAAUUUCAUUGAUUGCAGGAUAGAGAACACCACCUUUGAGCACAAUAAACAUGGCUGCCAUCUGGACACUGUUGAGGAGAAUGAUGUCCUCAUUUACCUGGUCAGCUUCCUUGGCAGUCUGGCUGUGUUGCCAGGCAACAUCAUCUCUGCUCUCUUCAUGGAGAAGAUUGGCAGGGUCAAGAUUAUAGGUGGCUCCAUGCUCAUCUCAGCGGGCUGUACCUUCUUCCUGUUUCUGAGCUUCAGCCAGGCAGCGAUCAUUGCCUUGCAGUGUCUGUUCUGUGGCGUCAGUGUAGCUGCAUGGAACGGCAUCGAGGUGGUGACUGUAGAGCUGUACCCUACUUCUAAAAGGGCCACAGCAUUUGGCGUGCUGAACGCUCUGUGUAAGCUGGCAGCGGUGCUUGGCAGCUCCAUCUUCGCCAGCUUCGUGGGUAUCACCAAAGCCAUCCCUAUCCUGCUGUCCUUUGCUGCAUUAGUGUGUGGUGGCCUGGUGGCCCUUAAACUGCCUGACACACGAGAGAAAAUCCUCCAGUGAGGUGAUGUGAGAUCUGGAGGUGGGAGCCAUAAGGGGAGGGAGAGGCCAAAACAUACAGUAUGUGCUUAAUGUUGGAAGCUUUCUGAAUUGAUUUUGACUUCACUCUGCAUUUUAAAGAAAGCAAGAAUGGAAACAGCUUAAAUGUAAAAUGCCAAGCUCUAAUUUUUUAAGCAAAGUCUUUUCAUUUUGUACAGGUUUGUGGCAGGUAUACACAACUGUCAGUGUUCAACUGGAAACUGAGAAUUUGUUUUCUGUUAAAGAAAGUGUUGUUCUUUAAUGAUGAAUGACUUUACUAAGGUACACUGGAUUUACUAACCUCAUGUUUAUGAUGUGAGUGAAGAAUAUUAUUUUUGUGUCUAACUUAAGGCGUAAAUCAGAUGAUCUAACUGGCUGUCACAUCCUGUGCUUCUUGUUUUGUUGGGGUUUUUUUUUGGCCAGUGGUUCCAUGCAUGAUAGGGACUGAUUCAGAUCCUGGCCAAAUGUUCUCUGUGACACUUUUUAGGCUUGAUGUAGCAAAGGAAGACAAAACAGGACAAAAAAGAUUCAUACUGAUAUCUGGAUUUCAGAAAUCUCUAUUUUGCAUAUUUCAGGGCUGUACACAGUUAAAAAUGUGCGGAUAUCAAUAGAGCGCAAAAAAUGCAAACACUGUGUUGGACUCCUCAGUGCAGAAUGAGGUGUGCAUACUGGCUCAUCAUAUAUGUAGGUCACUCUUACAGGUGCACCUGGUCAGGAAAGGACAAGAAUUUCCAGAUAGAAGCUCACACACACUUUUCAAUCAAUUCCUUAAUAGGGGAUAUCCAAACGAAGUCUUGGAUCAGGCAUUUGUUAAGGCCUAUGUUAGAAACAGAAAUUAAUUACUGACCAAAAGUAAAUCUCAAAAGUCCAAAACCUUCUCUUGUGUAUUCAACACUACCUGUUCACCACUUGGGCAUGACAUAUGCAGUGUUAUGAGAAAACAGUGGAAUAUUCUAUCUAGGGUAGUCCAUCAACAUGGUUAAGGAAAUCUGCACUUAAUUGAAAUUGUUUGAGAUGAUUUGAGCUUUGUGACAAUGCGAGUUAUCCUGGUGGAGGUAGCCUUUAAAAGAUGGGCACACUGUGGUCAUAAAGGGAUGGACACAGUCAGCAGCAAUACUCAGGUAGGCUGUGGCGUUUAAAU